This is a messenger RNA of Puccinia graminis f. sp. tritici CRL 75-36-700-3, 1872 nucleotides long. RefSeq lists its product as uncharacterized. The transcript has 3 exons. The record is from RefSeq and is a predicted model, not a curated record. NCBI's taxonomy places the organism in Eukaryota, Fungi, Basidiomycota, Pucciniomycetes, Pucciniales, Pucciniaceae. Bases 1 to 1854 code for a protein of 617 amino acids.
AUGGAUAAUCCUUGGGGUUCAUCUGAGCCCGGCGGCGCAAACAACAAUCGGUCCCAAGCUAGUCAGCCUGCCAUCAUCCCACCAGCCACACUUCAAGCCCAAAUCGAACAGAUAGUCAAGGCCGCUGUCGAUGUCUCUCUCAAAUCAGCAGCAGGCGGGAAGAAAAGCAAACCGACUUCAACCCCGAAAGCCACUCGAGUCUCGAGAAAGGUUGCUCCCGAGAGCUCCCACAAAUCAGCCUCCAAAGGAAAGGCGCCCGCCGCUAAGAAGGUCACGAUCACCCCAUUGAAAAGUCCCCCACCUGUUGCAUCAACCUCCAGAAGAUUUGACCGCGCCAGAUCCGCUCCCCCCGAAAUCAACACUACCGUUGUCGAGAAGCCGAAAAAGCCUCGCAAGUCAACCAAAGAAUCACCUGCGAAGGCCCCUGCACGAAAGCGGAAUCCUCGACAGAUGCAAACUGGCGACUUUCCAGCAUCCUAUGCAGGCACUAAGGCAAUUUUUAUCCAUGUAAAAGUUCUCUGGGGGCUCUUGAAAUCAGACUCGGUCCCCGAAGCUCCUGAUUUGCGGGAUCUGCAGGAGUUCUACGACAACUUUUCGAGGGAGGACCACGUCAACCAAGUCGCCAGUUUCGCCUCGUCUGGUCGUGAACUGAUUGACAUCAAUCAAGUUCAGAUUCUCAAGGACGCUCGCGCAGGACGUAUUCGAAUCGGAAACUCUUACCUUCACGUGGGGGAUAACUUCAUUCGAUACGCCAAGGGACUCAUGGCUCGUUUGGGUUUCCGAAAAUGGUGUCCGAAUCUCGAGGAAGACUGUGAUUCGUUAUACAACUCCGCUUGUCGAAUUGCUGCUGUAACGACUUUCCAGGAGCUUGCCGGGGCCAAAGCGUAUGCUUAUCUUAACAUCGAUCGAGAGGCGGUUCAAAACAUGGGCUUUUUGAUCGAAUGUUACAACCACUUCGUCCACUACUUAAUGUUAGAGAAAUACAAAAAAGAAAAUAAAGAAAAGGGUAAACUCACAAAAGAAGUUCAGCACAAGAGCGUCCAGAAGAAUCGCGAGCGACUGGCUGCCAGCAGAUUGGAAUUUGCGACGCUCAACAAAUUCCCCUCGCGAUACAUCAAGAUUCUCACCCCGAUCGCGGCUCAUAGCGACGAUGAAGUUCAGGAAGGAAAGGGCUUCUUCAAAAUCAAGACAUUACCGUAUCGAUCCAAGAACGCGAAUCGGUUUUUUCGUCGCCUGGACAUCUGCAUGUUGAAAGCAGCGGAGCAGGAUCCAAGCAAGCGUCGCCGAGUCCGCAAAUUACCGAAGAACCCAGAGAUGUCAGCUUACACGGCGGCACCAAAGGGUCUUCCGAUCGACUUUUACGACCCCGAAUGGUACCACAACUUAACACCGGCUCAGCAACAGCUUAUACCCGACCUUACUAAUGUCGCGUUCCUUCCAAACGCAAGUGAAUCGCUACUUCCAAAGGCUCAGCGACAUCCUCACGAAAGCUCGAAAGAUAAGACUUUCACGCGAAUAUACUUUGAACAACUAGCGGAACCCUACGGACUUGUGGCAUCAACGACCAGCGAAGAGUCUGGUGAUGAAGAAGGCGAAGGCGAAGGCGAUGGCGAUGAUGAAGAAGGGGAAGGGAUCGACUUAGACGGCCCCAGCCCGGAUGCUUCUGAGGACGAGUUCUUUGAAGAGGGGGAUGCCGGUGAUUUGUACAACGACGACUUUGUUGAAGAAGAUGGAGGCGACGAUGAAUCCGACGGCGAUGAGGAUUACGAGGAAGACAGCAACUACGAGGAUCCAGAGCACUCCGGGGAUCACGAGCCGAUGCAAGGUGUUGAGGAGGAUGAACCAGUCUGGUAAUUUUUUCUAUUCAAGCGU